This is a messenger RNA of Beta vulgaris subsp. vulgaris (sugar beet), 3600 nucleotides long. RefSeq names its product kinesin-like protein KIN-5C. The transcript is spliced from 23 exons. NCBI's taxonomy places the organism in Eukaryota, Viridiplantae, Streptophyta, Magnoliopsida, Caryophyllales, Amaranthaceae. Gene Ontology annotation, biological process: microtubule-based movement. The coding region runs from base 225 to 3254 and encodes 1009 amino acids. The record is from RefSeq and is a predicted model, not a curated record. Gene Ontology annotation, molecular function: microtubule binding; plus-end-directed microtubule motor activity; ATP binding.
AAAGCUAACAUCCAAAUAAUCCGUUUACUACUAACGAGGAGCGCACCCUCAAAAUUUCAAAUUAUCAGACAUCCCGCUCUCUCCCCUCUUCAUUUUCUCUCACCUCACUACUCCACAGAAAAAACUACAGAGAGAAAAACACACACAAAUAUUGCAACACAACAAAAAGAAAAAUUCAAACAAAAAUCUGCAGAUCUUCAAACAUUUAAUUCGGGAAAAGAAAAAUGUCGAAUCGACAUGAUAAAGAGAAAGGUGUAAAUGUUCAAGUGCUUCUUCGUUGCAGGCCAUUUAGCGAUGAGGAGUUGCGGAAUAAUGCGCCGCAAGUUGUGACGUGUAAUGAUUAUCAGAGAGAGGUUGCUGUUUCUCAGAAUAUUGCUGGAAAGCACUUUGAUAGGGUUUUCGUUUUUGAUAAGGUAUUUGGUCCAACAUCCCAGCAAAAAGAUCUUUAUGAUCAAGCAAUUAUCCCAAUUGUGAAUGAAGUUCUAGAGGGAUUCAACUGUACCAUUUUCGCGUAUGGGCAGACCGGUACAGGUAAAACUUACACAAUGGAAGGUGACUGUAAACGAUCCAAGAGUGGUUCGAAUGGAGAGUUACCUGUUGGAGCAGGAGUCAUACCCAGAGCUAUUAAGCAGAUUUUCGAUACAUUGGAGGGUCAGAAUGCGGAGUAUAGUGUAAAGGUCACUUUUUUGGAGUUGUAUAACGAAGAAAUUACCGAUUUACUGGCACCAGAAGAGAUUUCGAAAGUUGCUUUAGAAGAUAGGCAGAAGAAGCAGCUGCCCCUCAUGGAGGAUGGUAAAGGAGGAGUCCUGGUCAGGGGUUUGGAGGAGGAGAUUGUUGCGAAUGCUAGUGAGAUUUUUACUCUUCUUGAAAGAGGAUCUGCCAAACGGCGCACUGCUGAAACUCUUCUUAACAAGCAAUCAAGUCGGUCACAUUCUUUAUUUUCUAUAACCAUCCACAUUAAAGAAGCAACACCAGAAGGAGAAGAGCUCAUUAAAUGUGGAAAACUCAAUUUGGUUGAUUUAGCAGGAUCAGAGAAUAUUUCUCGGUCUGGAGCUCGUGAGGGCCGUGCGAGAGAAGCUGGUGAGAUUAACAAAAGUCUACUCACACUAGGAAGAGUUAUAAAUGCUCUGGUGGAGCACCUUGGACAUAUCCCCUACAGGGAUAGCAAACUCACAAGAUUAUUGCGGGAUUCUUUGGGAGGACGAACAAAGACAUGUAUCAUAGCUACAGUAUCACCUGCCGUCCAUUGUCUGGAGGAGACCCUAAGCACAUUGGAUUAUGCACACAGGGCUAAACAUAUAAAAAACAAGCCAGAGGUAAACCAAAAAAUGAUGAAAUCAACUUUGAUAAAGGAUCUCUAUGGUGAAAUUGAGAGAUUGAAGGGGGAGGUUUAUGCGGCACGAGAGAAGAACGGAGUAUACAUACCAAAAGACCGUUACUACCAAGAAGAGAGUGAAAGGAAGGCAAUGGCGGAUAAGAUUGAGCAGAUGGGAGUUACAUUUGAGAGCCAGCAGAAUCAACUUGAAGAAUUGCAAGGUAGAUAUGCAGCUCAGGUGCAAGAAUGCUCUAGUUUGAGUAAAAAGCUUGAAACAACUCAGAAAGACCUGAGUCUGACAAGAAAGUUGUUAACUGGCACUGAGGAGGAAUUGAAAAGAUGCAAAUACACUCUUAAAGAAAAAGAUUUCGUAAUAUCAGAGCAGAAGAAAGCAGAGGAUGCUUUAACUCAUCAAGCUUGUGGGCUGCGCUCAGACCUGGAGAAAGCUCUUCAAGAUAAUGUCUCACUUCAUUCAAAAAUCGAUAGAGAGGACAAGUUGAGUGCCGAUAACAAGUCAGUAGUGGAUGAUUACCAAGCUGAGCUUGUAAAGCGACUUGGUUCCCUCUGCAGUACAGUAGCUGCUUCGAUGUCUCAACAGAAUGAGAACCUACAAUCUAUCGAUAAGCUCUGCCAUUCGUUGCUUGAUAACCAUAAUGAGGCGGUGUCUGAACUGAAGAAAAAAUUAGCGGCUUCAAAGACUUUGUAUAUUUCCCAUGUUGAUGCUCUACAAAAUGUUGUUCGUUUGCACAAGGCAAAUACUGAUGCUAGUUUGGAGGAGAUGUCAUCUCAAGCUUCUGAAGAUGUUCGGUCUAUUGAAGAGCUCCUAGAGGCCGAGGAUGGUAAAGCAAUGUCUAUAUAUGAUGAACUUCAAGCAACUCUAUCAAGUCACCAAGGAGAAAUGGCUCUUUUUGCCCGGGAACUGCGCCAGAGGUUUAAUGAUAGCAUUGAGCACAUAAAGGAUGUUUCAGAAUUCUUAAAUGAUUAUUUGCAAAAGAUGACUGAAGAAUCGAGCAAGCUUGGUGGUCAUGCCUCUCAGAUUGAGGAGAUUCAGAUACAGAGUAUUUCUGCCUUCCAGAAAGCAUUUGAGGAACAAUCAAAAUCGGAUGCUGAAAAGCUUCUUGCUGAAGUGACUAGUCUAGUAACUAGCCAUAUUCGUCGUCAACAGGAAAUGGUUGAUGCAAGGCUAGUUGAUCUUAGAGAAACUGCUAUUGCAAACAAAUCAUUCUUGGACGAGCAUGUCUCCUCAGUUGAAGGUUUCACAACAGAUGCAAAACGAAAAUGGCAGACAUUUUCAAUGCAGGCUGAGAGCAGUACUAAUGAUAAUGCUGUUUUCUCAGCUGCUCAACACUGUAGCAUGGAGUUGCUUCUACAGAAAUGUGUGAGCACCGCUGAGACGGCUUCCAAGCAUUUGAAGACGACCCAUGAGUCUGUAAAUGAGAGGUGUAGCAAUCAAGCCUCAGCAAUGAUUUCGUUAUUGAGGAAUUUGUCAGAAAGCCAUGGGAUGCAUGAUGCAGAAAUUGAUUCUGCAAGGGCUGCAGCUGAGAAAGAUGCUGCGGAAUGCAGUGAAGAUAUUGUGAAUGACCUUGACAGAUUAUCAGAGAGGCAACAAGGAGAAGUAUCAGGAAUCUUUUCUUCUGUUAAAGCACAGGAAGAGAGCCUUCGAGUUUUGAGUGAGGAUCAUUCUGGUCAGGUUGCAAGCAUUGAAAACGAGGCACAGACAACUUUUCAGCAAAAAUACAUGGAUUACGAACCAACUGGAGCAACACCAGUAAGAUGCGAAACUGAUGUUCCUAGUAAGGGCACUAUUGAAGCCUUGUGUACCAUGCCAAUGGAUGCUCUAUUAGAAGAAUUUCGAGAAAACAAUCCUUAUGAGUCAGUUGAUGCUAAGGACUUAAAACCGUCUCUCAUACCACGAUCGCCAUUAGUAGAGAGGAACUGAGAAUUUUGGCAGUAUGGUAUGGUGCAUCUCAUCUACAAAAAUAUAUAUAUAUGUGUAACUUACGUGUAUGCUGUUAUUGUUAUUGUCAGAAGCAUAGUGAAAUACACUUCUAGUUUCUAAUUCUUGUAGCUAGAGGGGGAUGAGCUGUGGUGCAGUUUGUUGAAUAAAUUCCACCUUGGAAUUUAGCAACUUCUAAAUAGUGUAGAUUGCUGGUAGCUCCAAUGCUCCAUACUGCAAUGGAGUCAUUCACACAGAUUGUCAGUGUUGAAAAAUGAAUAUGUUGUAAGAUACAAAAUAUUUGAUCCGAAAUCAAUUUAUUGGGAAGGCAAUUGCAGUUCUUUUCUUU